This is a messenger RNA of Pediculus humanus corporis (human body louse), 867 nucleotides long. RefSeq lists its product as uncharacterized. NCBI's taxonomy places the organism in Eukaryota, Metazoa, Arthropoda, Insecta, Psocodea, Pediculidae. The coding region runs from base 1 to 867 and encodes 288 amino acids. The record is from RefSeq and is a predicted model, not a curated record. The transcript is spliced from 2 exons.
AUGGUAUCGACUCCAACGUUUCUCGCGGUUUUAUCAUUUUUAACAUUUUUUAUCGAUCAUGUUUUAACUACUCCGAUAAAAUACGAUCAAAGACAAGAAGGAGAAUUAAACAUACGUACGGAUUUACAAGAUGUCGUUUUUGUCGUCGUACCACCCAAAGAUAUACUAUCCGCUGGUAUGGGAGUCGUUGCAAACACAGCAGCUAAUUUUUUAAAAUUUAACAGAGGAGGAUUCGGGGGGCCUAACGGACUACCAUCGCAAAGAAGACCAUCUUCGAAAUUGGGUUUCUUACCGUUUAAAUUUAAUUUUGGUAAACCUGGUCUUCAAUCGAAAAGAAUCGUACAAUUCGGUGAUCCAAAUCGUUAUAAUUUUAACAACGGUAGAUUUCCGAUAAAGGGAAGGUAUACAACGGAAGUGACUACAACGACGACAGAAGAAGAGGAUACGACGGAAGAAGAAGAGACGACGACCGAAGCUGAAGAAACCACAACGAUGGCUGUCGAAGAUGAUGAUGAUGAAAUGAUGACUACGACGGAAGGAAAAAGUGUUAAAAAAACUCUUAAAAAUAAAAAGAAUAAAAAAAAUAAAAAUAACAACAACAACAAUAACAAUACUAAUGAUAAUGAUGAUGAGAAUAACAAUGGCGAUGAAAAUGACGAGAACAAUGAUAAUAAUAAUGAAAAUAAUAACUUUACGAACAAUGGAGAAGAAGAAGGAGAAGAAUCGAAUGAAACCGAAGAACCGAUAAUUAAUUUUGAUUCUCCAAGAAUUGCUGGAGAAUUUUCUCCCUAUGGAAUGGAUCCAAGUUCGAUAUUUAGUCACGAAGGUUGUGGACCGGAUGCUUAUAGAGAUUUAACCGGCGAUUAG